Messenger RNA from Geodia barretti, 227 nucleotides. The record is from the annotation of a GenBank genome assembly. Lineage: Eukaryota; Metazoa; Porifera; Demospongiae; Tetractinellida; Geodiidae.
GGUGUAGUAGUGGUGGUCAAAACAGAUGUUGAGUCGUCAGUAAAGUUUUGGUCUGAGGUUUCACUCGAAGAGAAGCUGGAUUCUGCCCAAUUAUCCCAUGCUGGGACAUCACCCUCAGGAAUUGAAGUCAAUGUUGAAGAACCAGCACUGUCUCGUCUUUUUACUGUUGUUUUUCCGUGAUUGUCUGAAGUGAUUGACCUUGGGGCUAGUUUUCACCACACAGCACC